This is a messenger RNA of Brassicogethes aeneus, 2249 nucleotides long. Lineage: Eukaryota; Metazoa; Arthropoda; Insecta; Coleoptera; Nitidulidae. The record is from the annotation of a GenBank genome assembly.
AGCUCAUAACUCAGACUUUAAAAAAUGAAAACUUAUAUUUUUAUGAUUUUUUUAUUAAUUAAUGUUAAAAUAGGGCUUUGUGCAAAAAUUUUGGCUAUUUUUAGCAUUCCAUCUUACAGUCAUUAUGUGUUGGGCUCCACAGUUAUGAAAGAAAUGAAUAAAAGAGGCCAUGAAGUAACUUUUGUUAGCUUUUUUAAAGAGAAAGAUCCACUAAAAAAUUGGACUGACAUUAUUUUAACAAAUCCUGAUAAACACGGAUUAGGUAAGAUUUUUUUGUUAGCAAAAAUAGGUUUAAUUAUAUUUAUGAUUUUAGAGGUGAUGAAUAAAAUGCACUUUGACCAAAAAAUUUCUUCCCUCUCAAAUUAUUUUGGUAUGUUUAAUUACAAUUUUUUUUUGGCUGAAAUAACCUUUAGGGAUAAGAAAUUCAAACCUGUUCUAAAUAGUUCAUUUGAUUUAGUUGUAUAUGAUAAAUUUUCUACAAAUUUAUUUACAGCUCUGGGGUAUUAUUUUAAAUGUCCAGUUGUGCCAAUCUCAACUUUAUCAUCAAAUAUUUUCAUAAAUAAUAUCCUUGGAAAUCCCCAUUAUACUUCAUACUCACCAAAUCCCUAUUAUAGAUUACCUCCCUUUAUGAACUUAUGGGAAAGAUUUCUGAAUUGUUUCUUUGAUUUUAUUUAUACGGUAUUUACACAUUUGUAUUCCAUUCCGUUAGAAAAUAAGUUGCUUCAAGAAGUAAUUGGACCCCUUCCCCAUUUAAAAGAUCUUCUAUAUAACGUUGAUUUAUUUUUGCUGAAUUCUCAUCAUAGUUUAAAUCCAGUUAUCCCAUUGGUUCCUUCCAUGAAAGAAAUUGGAGGUGCUCACGUGAAGCCUCCAAAAAAUUUGCCUUUAGAUAUUGAAAAGUUUAUAGAAAGUAAUAAAGAAGGAGUUGUUUAUAUUUCUUUGGGCUCAGUGUUAGAUAGUAAUUUUUUACGGGAUGAACAAAAAGAAGCAUUUAUAAAAUGUUUUGCUAAUAUUACCCAAAGUGUUUUAUGGAAAUUUGAUGGAAGUCCUGGAUCCAUAUCAAAAAAUGUUAAAACUAUAAAGUGGGUUACACAGACAGAUGUUAUAGCUCAUAAAAAUAUUAAAGUUUUUAUAAGUCACUGUGGGAAAAUGAGUAUAAUUGAGUCUAUUUAUUAUGGCGUGCCACUUCUAUGUAUACCAGUUUUUGGGGACCAAUUUGUAAAUGCUAAAUAUGCAAGUUUAAAGAAAUAUGCAGUAAUAUUGGAAUUAAAGGAUUUAACUGCAAAUAAUCUUAAAGAUUCACUAAACAAAAUUUUUCACGAUACAAGUUAUAAAGAAAAUGCCAAGUUAUAUUCAAAUUUGUUUCAUGACCGUCCAAGAAGUCCUAUGGAUGAAGCAAUUUAUUGGUUAGAAUAUGUAUUACGUCACAAGGGAAUGCCUUAUACAAAAUGUAAAUCUUUAGACCUUAAUUGGUAUGAAAAAAUCUACUUGGAACCUUUAACUAUUAUUUUGUUAAUCUUGGGUUUUCUUGCUAUUAGAAAACUCAAAUAAUGUUUUAUCAUUUUUUAUAAUUUAUAAUUGAGGGGAUUAAAAAAGAAAAAGUGAAUCAGAAUUAAUAUUAACGCACUUUUAAUUAGUUGAGAAAAAGGGAGAAUGGUCGGCGACAGAAGAAUUAAAAUUUUAAAACCGCUUAGUAAUUUUUGUAUCCGAAGCAUCCAAGAAAACUGAUCUGUUUGAGUUGUAAAAGUUUGACUACUGUUUCAAACCAAGGACGGAUAAUGUAAAAUAUCCAUUAAAAUUCUCCGGAAUUAACUAAAUCUAAUUAAAAAUUGAGUGCUUUUUCAUUUCGCGAUUUGCUUAAGGGACCGUUGUCAUGAAAUAAAUUCUGAAUAUAAUAUUACUAAUUAACUGGUCUGAUGCUAAUCUCGGACUUUUACAAUCAAACCGAAUUUUUGUAUAAAAUUGUAUGACCCAUUAUAAAAUGUUGAGUGAUGAACGAAUUGCAUUUUUAAAUUUUAAUUAAAUUUUAUAUUUAAUUUUAAUUUAUUUUAUUAAAUUUUAUUUUAUUUUGACGUAGGUAAUUAUGAAAAUCAAUCUUAAUUUUAUUUUAUUAAAAUGUCCAUCUAAAAAUACCGAUUUUAUUAAAUCAUAUUUUUAAAGUCCAAACGUAAAAAGAUAUAACAAUUAACAAAAUUUAUAAACCCACAGGUCUCAAAUAUUUUUUAAUUAUUGUCAAAUUAAUUAAUAUUUAA